AUGGCCUCGCUGGGGAUUGUCGUCCUCCUCUUUUGCCUCGGAGAUGUUGGUGGCCAACUCUCAGAUAUCACCAAUCGGAGUGAGUUGGACCUGGAGGAAACAUUGCUGCGCCUGCUUCUGCGACUGCGUCUUGAGGAACACUUCGACACUCUGCUCAUCUACGGACAGGAGUGCGUUUUCCAUACGCUCUCCAAACGCCUGGAAGCGUCCACUGUGCUGGCGUCCUCGGGCAGCUCGGACUACGAUUGGAACUUCAGCAGCUCGACACUAAUCUUGAGCUGUGGAGCUAGUGCGGAGAGGGAGGGCAACUAUCGCACCCUGAUGAAGCUGCAAAUGAGAAGGCGUUUGCUAUACCUUACGGAAGACAUUCAGCCAGAGGAGGUCUGCCACAACUACUCUCUCAAAGAGCAAUACAACAUAGCCAUGGUGAAGGCGGACUUUGUUCAAUCAGGCAGCAUCUACACCUGUCGCUGCUUUCAAGAGCUCAACUUUGAAGAGCUGGAUCUAUUCGACCAUAAACCAAUUUUUGUGGAACAAUUCAGAAAUAUGCGCGGGGCCACAAUCAAAACUCUGGCGGAUCAAUUGGCCCCCCGAUCUAUGUCGUAUCAUGAUGAGAAGACUGGCGAGGAGAAAAUGACCGGUUUCGUGGCGAAUCUGUUGAAUAGCUUCGCCCAGAAGUUAAAUGCCAGAUUACAGCUGACUUCGGAACUUAGAUCGAAGGUCGGAAUACUUAAUUACUAUGGGAACAUAUCCAAGUGGGUGGAUGAGGAUCUUCUCGAUAUUGGAAUGUCCCUGGAUACCACUUGGAUAAGAUCGAACUUCGACACGAUGACCUAUCCGUAUGUGACGGGAAGCUUCUGCUUUAUGGUCCCACAUCCGCCCAAGGUGCCAUAUCGACAGAUAUACACGAUGAUUGUGGAUCCCCUCGUUCUGGGGAUCAUCUUCGUCCUGUUCUGCUUAUUCUCGCUCCUCCUGAUCUACAGCCAGCAGAUGUCCUGGAAAGGUCUCACCGUGGCAAACAUCCUGCUGAACGACAAGAGUCUGCGCGGCCUCCUGGGCCAGUCCUUUCCGUUUCCCCGUGACUCCAGCAAACAAAUGAAGCUUGUCUGCUUCCUGCUGUGCUUCGCGAGUGUGAUGAUGACCACCAUGUACGAGGCCUAUCUGCAGUCCUUCUUUACGAGUCCGCCGCCUGAGCCCCUGCUCCGCUCCUUCAACGAUGUGCAACACUCCCGCUAUAAGGUCGCCAUCAGCCAAGCCGAUUUGAAGUUGCUGCUGGCCUCCGGAUUUCAAGGAAUCCACCAACUGAGCGAAAAUCGCACCUGCGUCUUUGAGGACUACAACGAGUUUCUUAAUCUGCGAGAAUCCUUCAAUGCCAGCUUCAUCUUUCCGGUAACGAAUUUGCGCUGGCACACCUACGUGGAGCAGCAGAAGUUCUUUGCCGAGCCCGUCUUCUACUUCUCGGACGACAUUUGCAUCAACCGUUUCUUCUUUCUCGCUGUGCAGGUGCGCCGGCACCUGCCGUACCGCGAGCUCUUCGAGGAGCAUAUGCUGCGGCAAAAGGAGUUCGGCUUCCUCAAGUUUUGGAUAGACAGAAGCUUCUACGACAUGGUGAGGCUUCGCCUGACUCCGCUGAAGGACUUUAGCUCGCCGGAGGCCUUAUGGGAUGCCAUUUUUUUGGAGGAUAUAUCCUGGAUAAUGUCGUUGUACAUGGUUGCUAUGCUGCUUUGCUGCUUUUGCUUUGCCCUGGAGCUCUGGGUCUCCCGGUUCUGGUCGAAAUGGGGGCGAUGCAGAGCCCCGAAUUGA
Drosophila persimilis is the source of this 1803-nucleotide messenger RNA. RefSeq lists its product as uncharacterized. The record is from RefSeq and is a predicted model, not a curated record. Bases 1 to 1803 code for a protein of 600 amino acids. The transcript has a single exon. NCBI's taxonomy places the organism in Eukaryota, Metazoa, Arthropoda, Insecta, Diptera, Drosophilidae.